AUGGCACUACAAACGAGUGGCUCCCUCUGUCUGCUGAUUCUGGUGCACGUAGUCGGAACAACGUCAGCCAAUGUGGAGACUUUGGCGAAAGACGUAAGGGUAAUGUACUACUUGAUCAACCACAACCCUGGAGGAUCUUACUAUGCUGCAAUAAUUCUCACAAAUAACGGAACUUCGUCAAUAGAUCACAGCGGUGACUGGAGUCUUUACGUUUGUCACGAAAAUCUUAUAGAAUUCAAACGAUUCGACAGCGACACUGGGGAGUAUGAAUUUCCAACCAGACGCGGUGGCUUUUCCUUGUCACACAUUGAAGGCUGCAUGUACAAAUUCACUCCCGAUCCAAACUCAUUUGGCACAAUCAACCCUGGUAGAAGUAGAUAUAUAACAUUUCUAACGUCAGCCUCUAUUACUGGUAAAUACGACAUCUUCCCAAACUUCUACAUAGCCAACACAACUAAUUCGGCAAAAGUUAUUCAAAAUACGAAAGCUGAUUUAAGUCGAGAGUUUGUUGGACCAUUCCAAAACCUUUUCCAGUACACAAGAAAUCCUCCACGAGAUCCUAUUCUCCCAGUAUCGCUGUCUAACCGUUACUCUGGCCUCGUGAAAAACAUCUACCCUAAAACAACACAGGGUGACAUUAUCCCGACACCACGUAUGAAGUAUGAAUCACCACAGAAGAAAGUAUACAUGAACUCGACCUGGAAAAUUGAUUCAAGAAAUGAUGCACGGAUAUCUGUAUUAAUGGAAUAUUUUACAAGUACACUGGAUAUGACUGAAACUACAACACCGCUGCUACAUAAUGUGAUACUUCUCCAGCUGAAAGCUGCUCCUGCAGUUGAGAACUACCAUGAAUGGUAUAACAUUACCAUAAGUGCCGAUCACUCUUACGUUCAUAUCGUAGGGAAUACCACCCAUGGUUUAUUAAAUGGGUUUCAAACAGUUUUACAUCUGAUCGAGAAGGAAGAGCACCCAAAACUUGGCAGACAGUUGGCAGUUCCUCAAAUGAAGAUUGUUGACUCUCCGCGGUUCCAGUACCGUGGACUUCAACUUGAUACAGCAUCUAACUUUAUUAAUAUGACAACACUGAAAAAAUUACUUCAUGUGAUGGCUUUUCUGAAACUCAACAAGCUCCAGCUAUUAUUGGCGAACGAUUACGGUGUCAGACUUGAGAUUACAACAAUGUCCCAUUUUCAUACGGUUGGUUCGACAAGAUGCCACGACGAAGCUGAAGAAUCGUGUUUGUUCUCUCAGUUGGGAUCAGAUCCUUCUGGAAAUGGGCUUGGGUCGGGUUAUUAUACUGCUAAGGAAUAUAUAGAACUCCUCUCUAUAGCGAAACGUCUACACAUUGAAAUAAUUCCGAUGUGGAGUUUUGACAGGAACAUGAGAGCAUCAGAAAUAGCCAUGCGGGCCUACAGUAAAGCCACCAACGACAACACUAUGAAUUGGAGUUUACCAACGUUGGAUAAAACAUCUCAACUCAAACCAAACCUUUUUAGACUUGGAAAAGUAGAUCCGUGUGCAGUGGAAACAGAAAGGUUUAUCAGAAACAUAAUAUCUACUAUAAAAUCAUAUCACGCUGAAGCCGGUUACCCUCUGAAGACAUUCGGAGUUGGUGGUGAGGACACGGAUGUAGAGGCAUGGCUUGAUAAGUGUAAUGCGAGAAACAAAACCAACAAUUUGAAACACCCAUACAUCAGAAGGAAGGUACAGUUUUCACAAAUGUUGUCAAAAGUUGCGACCGAUAAUGACCUUGUCAUCAACGCUUAUGAUAACAUGUUUACAGCAUUCCCGAACAAAUGCCUCGACCCAAACGAUUGUCCUAACUGGUUUGUGCCUUUCAAUAUCAGCAAGUGGUACCCAAAGAAUUUCCGGUUCACUGUGACCCAUAGGGAUCCCAGAGUCAUGUUCCUGACCAGACUUCACAUGCGUCCGUCAAACACCACAAACAUAACGGCGAUGGACAUAGAGACAAAGUUGAGGACAUUUAAGAAAAACGGAUACAAGUCAAUAAUAUCCAUGCAUGACAUACACGACCUGUCAAUCAAAGAAGAACCUGGUCCACACGUUCCGGGAGAUAUGCCUUAUGGAAAAGCACCUAUUCCACUUGAAGACAUAUACGGAACUUGGCCCGAAGCCAUGUGUUGCUCGAAGUAUGCAUGUCCUACGUCUGGCCCAGGAGGAUAUAGAUUCACACACAAUCAACCACCGCCUGUAUGCAUUGAGGAUCCAACGGACCAGGGGCCAUUAGGUAUGCAGGCUACAAUAACAACAACAAAAGUGUUGGAUGAAGAUUACCUGUUCCAACUCCUCUUCCCACGGUUAAUCGCCUUCGCAGAAAGAGCAUGGCAUCGUGCUUCAUGGGAAAACACUGUAAAGAGACCCCUUAAAAAUAUGACGGAAGCAGAAAUUGAAGAAAGGAAAGAUUUCCUGAAAUUCAAAGCUAUACUUGGAGCCAAAAUACUUCCGAAACUUGACAUGUUCAAGGUCAGCUAUUACUUAGCACCUCCCGGAGCCAUCCUGAAGAAUGCCACUGCAGAUGAAAACGACCCUGAUCGCACUGUAUCUUGGUUGACCGACUAUCCAGGUUUCAUAGCUCAAGUGAAGACAGAUUUCAUGGCUGACUUUGAAGACAUUGUUGACAGUAAGGUGUACAGGGGAAUGGUACUGGAAUUCAGGACUAGGAACAACGAUUCCUCACGAUUUAGUAGAGUGGAGCGAAUGUCAACACUUCACCCUGACCCUUAUGCGAGUGAGCAUCGAGCUAUUAUGCACAAUUUUACAAGAAGCCCGGCGCUAACUUUUCCAAUACAGUUGAUGUUUGGUCACAUCUCCGACCCUACUGGACAGUUAUCUUUCACAAUCACAGAUAACCUGCCAUUGUUCUACGACACAGAUUUCCAAAGGUACUUUAACCGGACUGGUUUCCUAGCCUUCCGUGAACGGAAGCCAAUGCUGCUAGCACAACAGCAGCUACAGAUAGCGAUUGUGGAACAGUAUCGUUGGGAAAGGCAACUAAGACUGCUAGCAGCUUCAAUGGCGAACCAGUCCGUCAGUGGUCAAGGUCUAAACUCUACCUCACAAAACCAAGUAGCCACUAGCAACAGAGACAUAUUCAGAAAUACACAAUUGUAA
Molecule: messenger RNA, 3132 nt
Organism: Ylistrum balloti
Lineage: Eukaryota; Metazoa; Mollusca; Bivalvia; Pectinida; Pectinidae
Product: beta-hexosaminidase-like
Exons: 9
Coding region: 1-3132 (1043 amino acids)
Biological process (GO): ganglioside catabolic process; glycosaminoglycan metabolic process; carbohydrate metabolic process
Cellular component (GO): membrane
Molecular function (GO): beta-N-acetylhexosaminidase activity; polysaccharide binding
Source: RefSeq, a predicted model, not a curated record